GAUGGAGAAAACCACAGAUGCCCAAGAUUUCCCUGUAGCAAAGGCUGCCAUGUCAUUCUUACAGGAUAAUGUCCCAUCAUCAUCGUUUACUUUCCCUGAAUGGAACAAAGGUCGCAUUGUUUGUCAGCAGUCACAACUAAGACAAAUUCUGACUGGCACUGAAUCAUCUUCUAGUAAGAAAAAAAUGGAUAAAUUAAUAUCUUUGAGUAAUACCCCAUUGACUACUGCUGGUGCUGUAGCAUCCAAACCUGAUGGUAAAGCUAACGAUGUUGAUUCUAGAACCGAUAGUACGAGAACCGAGCUUCUAACCAGUGCAGUUUAGAUUAGAGAAUACAGAUUUUCCAUUCAUCACAUUCCCAUGCCCUGUUUAGGUCGAUUUGAAA
This is a messenger RNA of Vigna unguiculata (cowpea), 383 nucleotides long. Its product is annotated as pentatricopeptide repeat-containing protein At1g74850, chloroplastic-like. Gene Ontology annotation, molecular function: protein binding; mRNA binding. The record is from RefSeq and is a predicted model, not a curated record. NCBI's taxonomy places the organism in Eukaryota, Viridiplantae, Streptophyta, Magnoliopsida, Fabales, Fabaceae.